This is a messenger RNA of Bolinopsis microptera, 2773 nucleotides long. RefSeq names its product G-protein coupled receptor family C group 6 member A-like. The record is from RefSeq and is a predicted model, not a curated record. Gene Ontology annotation, biological process: regulation of synaptic transmission, glutamatergic; G protein-coupled glutamate receptor signaling pathway. The transcript is spliced from 17 exons. NCBI's taxonomy places the organism in Eukaryota, Metazoa, Ctenophora, Tentaculata, Lobata, Bolinopsidae. Bases 111 to 2603 code for a protein of 830 amino acids. Gene Ontology annotation, cellular component: plasma membrane. Gene Ontology annotation, molecular function: adenylate cyclase inhibiting G protein-coupled glutamate receptor activity.
ACAGUCAUGGUCCAGUCAGUCCAGUCAUCGUUGUUACACUCCCUGUAACCAUAGUUACAGUGAUUGUUGUUAUGUAACGUAGCCAAUACGUUGCUCCUUCAUAAAGCAUUAUGUCGCUCCUCACAAUGUUGGCAGGCCUAGCCUGUACAGCACUUCUUAGUUCCAGUCAGAGUACUCUAAAUGACACUACUUACUUCUAUAAGAAAGGUAAGCUGAUGCUGGGGUUUGUAGAUAAUUACCCCAGCAAGAUAAGCCCACAUCAGAUGCAGAACAUCUUGACUUUCCAGCGAACAAUCCAACAGUUUGCAAAGCCCCUAUUGGACGGUGAGCUGGAUGUAGGCUAUGUGAUGUUUCUGACGGAUAAGGAGCACUGUUUGAUUGACAUGUUAUAUGUCUUACAGCAACACCCCAACAUCAUAGCAUUCGUCGGACCCAGAACGUCUUACUACGUCAUGUCUAUGUCAUCCCUGUUAUCUGCCUUCAGAAUUCCCACGUUUGUAUACGGGUCCUCUAUUCUGAGUGACUACAUGUUGGAGUCUUUGGCUUGGAAGUACGUUCUACCGAUGACUGCAACUGCUACCGGACAAGCCACCACGACCCUGCCCAGAGUGCUGAAGAAUAUUGGCUCUGAUAUCGUAUCAGUGGUAUAUGAUGAUACGGACUACGCUCGCCCCCAACUCCCAAUUCUGUUAAAGUCUCUGAAGAACCACGGGAUAGAUAUUAAACGUAGCACUUUGCUUACCGACAAGAUAACUGAUCAGUCUACUUUAUCAGGUGUAUUAGAGGACUUGAAGGAAGCUAAGCUUUACAACAGAACACUAGUGAUAGUGACUCUAGCGUCCUACAGGAGGAUAGAGGGCACUAUAAACUGGUUGCUAUCUGAGUUAGUAGAAGAGCCAGCAAACACACUGCUAAUUACCAGUAGUUCAGGCUGCGUGCUGAGUAUCAAUGAGACGUGGAGUGAGAGGGGUGUUAACGUUAUCAAGACCUGUCAGACGUAUAAUAUUGAGGUUGAGCUGCAGGAGUACUUCCAGAACACUGCUACUUUGUGGGAGGGGGAGGAGGUGGUUAACCCUCUCCUGCUGGAGAAGGUGGAGGGGCAGGGUGACUGUCACAACAACACUUGCUUCAGAGACUUGUUGUUGCUAUACGCGGCUGCAGGCAGACCUUAUUCCUCUUACAAUCACAGGAUAAUGUACGCUUUGAGAGCGCUACUUCUGGCGCUGGAGAGUUCAGAUCCAGACCUACUGAGGGAACACGCAGCACGUGCUGAUGGUUUGGCACCGUUCCAAAGUAACCUUAGUGACUCACUUGUGAGACUAUUUAAACAGAAGUCAAGUCUGUUCCAGUCCGGGCUACAGUUUGGUCAGAACCAGACCAGAUCAGUUCCUUAUCUAAAUGUGGGUCUGAUCUUCAACAGAAACGAAGCAGUGGAGUGGAGAGAAGAUAGUUCUAACGUUAAAAGUUCAGAAUACCUUCAACUGUUCCUAUCUAAACAUUUGGAUAAAAGGAUAUCGUGUAGUUUAUCCUGUGCUCCGGGACACUAUAUGUUUAAAGAUCCUCUGCAACUAGCGAAGAACUGUUGGGAUUGCGUCAAAUGUCAUGGUAAUAGUUACUCUGACACUGGUAACGCUUCAAAGUGUGAGCAGUGUGGGGAAGGUAGCUGGUCGAACAGUGACAAGACUAGUUGCUCAAGUGACACUACAAGUCUACAUCUGAUAAACCACCGCUACGGAAGUAUUGUGCUCGCUGUCGUGCUCAUCUCCCUCAUCAUUGUCAUCGUAACUUUCGCGCUUUACUUGUGUUUGUGGAACAGUAUAGUAGUAGUUGCCUCGGGAAGAGAUCUCGCUACGUUCAUGUUUCCUGGCAUGUUGUGUGGACUAGUGGACGCUGCUCUCUUAGCUUCAAAACCAGGAGCUGAAGUCUGCGUCUCUGUUCAGGUGCUCUCCCACCUCUUCAUUGUACUGAUAGUCCCUCCUCUCUUCGUACGAACACUCCGAAUACUUGUAGUCUUCAACUUCUCCGUCUCUAACAAGACACUUGUUCAGUAUGUGACCAAGAACUAUGUGUACGUACACAUGGUUGCAGUAAUGUUACCUGUCUUAUUCUCUCUUGUCUACGGCUUGUUGGAACCCAACUACAGGUUCACAAAGCGUGUAACAGAGGAGGGUUACUAUGACAACAUCUACAAAGUAACGUCAUCCUGUGCUCCUGCACACUUCACCCUAGUGUACUUUCUUAUAGGCUACGUGCUCACCAUACUUCUUAUUGCUACUGUUAUGGGCUUCAAAACUAGAAAACUGCCCGAAAAUUACAAGGAGUCUCUACACAUAUUCAUGUGUUCUCUGAUAACACUAGCAUUAGUGUUGUGCUACGUUCCUGCUAUGAUACUUAUACCCGGGGAGAAACAGGUGUUCUCGCUUUCUGUUAUAGUGGCAAUACUUUCUCUCAUGGUAAACACUACGAUAUUCCUCCCUAAAAUCAUUAUGUGUAUAAAGAACCCCGAGCUGCGGAAACGUAAAGCUAAAUCCCUCAGGAGUGAACAAAGCAGGGUUUCCAACACUAACUUCGAAUCUAGGGACUAUAAAAGUGCUCCUUUAUAAAUUUACUACGAUUAAUAGGUGAAUUUAAAUAGAAAAUUGAAGAACAGUGAACUACUUCCAGUUUAAUCGAGUAGGAAAUAACUGCUAUUUGAAAAUCUGAGAUCAUGCUUAAAAUGUAAUCCUAUUUUGGAGGGGGAUUUGUUUAUCAGUUCCCGGAUCAGCACUUAUCA